CAGACCGAUGCGGUUAUGAAGGGUCUGAUCACCGAUUUGUCGUAUUCAGUGGAUCCGUACUAUACGGACGAUAUCAAGAACUAUCUGAUGAGAAAAAAGGGAGACCUCUUCGGCUCGGAUCUGAUCUCGAGGAAUAUAAACCGUGGCAGAGAUCACGGCAUUGCUUCAUAUGUUAAUUAUCUUAACUUUUGUUUCGGUUUUGAAGUGCGCUCAUGGGAUGACUUGAAGCUCUUUAUACCCGAGCAUUACGUGAAUCUGUUUCGACAGUUGUAUAAGUCGUGGGCAGACAUCGACUUAUACAUCGCUGGAAUCGCUGAAAAGCAUUACGUGGACGCGGAUGUCGGGCCCACCUUUGCCUGCAUACUAGGCAUACAGUACUAUCACAUUAAGUUUGGCGACCGGUAUUACUACGAGCACGGCAAUCAAGCUGGGUCAUUUAAUUUAGCCCAAUUGAAUAACAUCCGAAAGGGCACAACACUGGCCCGACUGGUGUGUCUCACCUCCGACCAGAUCCCUGCAGUCCAACCGCACGCAUUUUUCCCGGUCUCCCAAUAUAACCGACCCCUCAAUUGCAAGAGUUAUCCAGAUUUUGACUACUCUUUGUGGAGGGAGGCGCCCAAUCAAAGGCACUAGAUCUGAAAUAAAAACUAUUCAAACAAAUGGUAAAGUUUUUAUCAUUUGUUUUGAUUUUUUCAACACAAAUAAAAA
Molecule: messenger RNA, 708 nt
Organism: Medioppia subpectinata
Lineage: Eukaryota; Metazoa; Arthropoda; Arachnida; Sarcoptiformes; Oppiidae
Source: the annotation of a GenBank genome assembly